GGUUUCUGGUGUGUGUCUGUUUCUGUCACGUCUUCGGCCAAGAUGAUUUGAUUUCGGCGGGUCGCAAAUACACACAAUACAUAAACUAGAGCGAUUUGCGCGUCUGCCAUUGAGCUGUGUCAUCGUCACGUGUGGAGACACCAUAGAGUUGGGUCGGAGCAAAAACACCCUUGCAGGAUCAGAUCUUUAUUUCUUUAGUUUAAGAUCGGAGGAGACAUUGACAUUUUUCUGGAGUCAUGGCGUGGACCAAGUUCCAAGUGCUGCUGGCCGUGGUGAUGGUGGUCACCGGCUCGAUCAACACCUUAUCCACCAAGUGGGCCGACAAGAUGACCUCGGUGGGCAGUGAUGGGGUGGAUCGACCAUUCGUGCACCCCUUUUUGCAAGCGUGCGGAAUGUUCAUGGGUGAAAUCCUGUGUCUAAUUGCAUUCAGAAUUAUCUACGCCUGUGCAGUGCGUCGUGGGGACAAUUCUGAGCACGAGAUCACCAUCCUCAGGGGCAACCAGAAUUUCAACCCCCUCAUCUUCCUGCCCCCAGCCUUGUGCGACAUGACGGCCACUUCCAUCAUGUACAUUGGCCUCAACCUCACAUACGCUUCGUCCUUCCAAAUGCUGAGAGGAUCUGUGAUUGUUUUUACGGGAAUGCUCUCCGUCGCGUUUCUGCAGAGAGUGCUCAAGUGGCGCGAAUGGUCUGGCAUUGGCUUUAUUAUUUCUGGCCUGGCUGUGGUCGGAUUGUCUGAUUUUGUUAGUGGAGCGCACCAGGGUAGUCAUGGCCCCAAUGACAUUAUUACUGGCGACGAGCUGAUCAUCAUUGCCCAGGUCAUCACGGCCACUCAGAUGGUGUACGAAGAAAAAUUCAUCAACAAACACAACAUUCCUGCCUUGCAGGCUGUCGGCUGGGAGGGAAUUUUCGGUCUCUCCGCGCUUGGCUUGCUGUUGGUGCCCUUCUAUUAUAUCAAGGUCGGUGCCCCCUUCAGCGGCAACCCUCGUGGGGUCCUUGAAGACCCAAUCGACGGUCUUAUUCAGCUCAGGAACAACCCUUGGCUUAUUUGCGCUUUCCUAGGUACCGUCUUCAGCAUUGCAUUCUUCAACUUUGCCGGAGUGAGUGUGACUAAAGAGUUGUCUGCUACCACCAGGAUGGUGCUUGACUCUGUGCGAACGCUGGUCAUUUGGGCGGUGACCCUUGCUCUCCGUUGGCAGGCCUUCCACUACCUGCAGAUCGUGGGCUUCUCCCUGCUCAUCCUUGGCAUGUGUAUCUACAACAAGAUCACGCUGAUUCCGUGCAUCCGCAAACUGGACAGUCUGUGCCGUUCAUCCGUGGACAACUCAGACACUGACGUGUUGGUCACGAGCACGCCUGCCUCCGAAGCCACGGACACAGAGGACGGGGACCACUCUCACGCCUGAGCAAGACUGUCGGCAAAUCAUCACGAAUUAAGAAAAGUAAGUCAGAAACGAAUAUGAAAGAAAAGCUCGACUGAAACGAAAACAAAGAACGGUGCUCACUUGAUUAUAUCCCUAUUGACUGAUCGAUAACUAAUUAAUUUUUUUAUGAUUGGCGUACUUGCUGCGCGGCAUUCCAUUUUGCGAAUAUCAAGUCAGUCAUAUUUCUGAAUUCCUUGUUACUUAUGGUUGUCGAAUUUUAAUCAAAUAGAAACAAGCCAUGCGAUCGUAAAGCUUAAUGAUCUUAUUAUAAACGUGAGCAAUGAUAUAAUUAAUAAUCGCUUAACCCAAUUAAGAGCUGUAGAAUGUAGCCAUUCCUUGUAUUAAGAGGCGUGUAUUUUUAAGAGAUAGUUUAUUGCAACUCAUUGUGCCGAGAAGCAAAGUUUUAUUGCAAGAUUAUUAUACAGCGUAAAUGAUAUUUUUAAAUAAACGUUAUCCAAUGAAU
This is a messenger RNA of Neocloeon triangulifer, 1884 nucleotides long. It is a transcript of the gene Tango9, whose product is annotated as solute carrier family 35 member F6. Gene Ontology annotation, cellular component: intracellular membrane-bounded organelle; membrane. The transcript has 6 exons. Gene Ontology annotation, biological process: transmembrane transport. The record is from RefSeq and is a predicted model, not a curated record. Bases 237 to 1403 code for a protein of 388 amino acids. Lineage: Eukaryota; Metazoa; Arthropoda; Insecta; Ephemeroptera; Baetidae. Gene Ontology annotation, molecular function: transmembrane transporter activity.